Messenger RNA from Cuscuta epithymum, 1594 nucleotides. The record is from the annotation of a GenBank genome assembly. Lineage: Eukaryota; Viridiplantae; Streptophyta; Magnoliopsida; Solanales; Convolvulaceae.
CCCAUACAAUAACACAUAUCUCCUUCUCUCUUUUCUCUCCCAAUCUUGCCUGCCCUUCUCCUAAAGGGUCACUUUUGGGAGAUUGGGAGGGGCUGAAGCAGAUAUCAUUAUCAAGAGAUUGAGGCGAAGACAUUGUAUGAAAUGUCUUCGCCUACAGAAUCACCACCUUCACAAAAUACUUCUUCUUGGGGUUCUCCACCACCACCACCAUCAAACUCUUCUCCACCCCCUCCUCCCGACUCCUCAUCUUCUCCACCAUGGUCUGAUUCAAACCAAACCUCACCACCUCCAGCCUCUGAGAACGUCACCAAUCAAUCUCCUCCCCCUCCUGCCAACAACAACGAAUCGUCGCCUCCACCUAGUUCAUCGAAUUCGUUCCCUACGCCACCUCCUCCGUCCCGUUCACAGCUUCCUCCAGCGGCGAAACAUAAAUCGAAUUCAUCCCCGUCGUCACACCGUUCAUCAUCUGAGAAAACAUUAUCUGAUGAUCAAAAAGCGACAAUUGCAGGAGUAGCAGCCGGAGCAGGACUUUUGCUUCUCAUUUUGAUUGCCUUCUUGAUUUCUUGUUGUUGUCGCCGUAAAAAGCGAAAGUCACGUGCCCAUAUCCAUUACUACCCCAACGGUAACUACUAUCAAGGCAGAGGAGAGAAUAAUGGAAACUGGCACAACAACGCCGCCGUCCACUCCGGGGAGCAUAUGGUCAAGAUACCGCCACCGCCAGCGGGCCCACCAAGUGGUGCAGUCAGCUCAGAGUACGGAUGGCCAAUGGGGCCACCUCCGCCGCCGCCAAUGAUAAGCAGCGGUGAAAUGAACUCUGCCGCCUACUCCGGCCAACACCCACAUGCAAUGGCGCCUCCACGGCCAAGCAUCGGAGGUUUCAACCAGAGCAGCUUCACAUACAACGACUUAGCGGCAGCGACGGGGGGCUUUUCGCAGGCGAACCUGCUGGGGCAGGGCGGGUUUGGGUACGUCCAUAAGGGGGUCCUGCCCAACGGGAAGGAGGUUGCAGUGAAGAGCUUGAAGUCAAACAGCGGUCAAGGGGAGAGGGAGUUUCAGGCUGAGGUGGAGAUCAUUAGUAGGGUCCACCAUAGGCACCUUGUGUCUCUGGUGGGGUACUGCAUAGCUGGCCCACAAAGGAUGUUGGUGUAUGAGUUUGUUCCAAAUGGGACUCUUGAGUAUCACCUUCAUGGAAGUGGUCGCCCAGUUAUGGACUUCCAAACGAGGCUUAAAAUUGCUCUAGGCUCUGCUAAGGGCUUUGCUUAUUUACACGAAGAUUGUCACCCUCGCAUUAUACACAGAGAUAUAAAGGCUGCAAACAUUUUGCUGGACUACAAUUUUGAGGCAAUGGUUGCUGAUUUUGGACUGGCUAAACUCUCCUCCGACAACAACACUCAUGUGUCCACACGUAUCAUGGGAACAUUCGGAUACCUUGCUCCAGAGUAUGCAUCAAGUGGCAAAUUAACCGAAAAAUCAGAUGUAUACUCUUAUGGAGUAAUGCUCUUGGAACUCAUAACUGGAAGACGUCCGGUUGAUUUAAGCAAUGAUGACGAGGAUAGCCUUGUAGAUUGGGCAAGGCCAAUCCUCAUGCGGGCGG